Molecule: messenger RNA, 654 nt
Organism: Paramecium primaurelia
Lineage: Eukaryota; Ciliophora; Oligohymenophorea; Peniculida; Parameciidae
Source: the annotation of a GenBank genome assembly
CUUACAAUGAAAAAUCAAUAACAAUAAUCAUCUGGCAAUACUAAUGCUGCUUAGAUUAGAAAGAAGCUACUUAAUAAUUAAUAAGUUUUAUCAGAAAGUUAAAAGAAUGAAAUCAAAAAAGCUUUUGAUUAUUUUGAUACAGCAGGAUCAGGAACAAUAGAGGCAACAAAUUUAAAAGUAGUAUUAAGAGCUUUAGGUUUUGAUCCAACUUAAGAAGAAAUUGGAAAAUUAAUUAAAGAUCUUGGUAAAGGAGAUGUUAAAUAUGAUGCUUAGAGAAUUGAUUUUUAAGAAUUUCUAGAAAUUAUGAUGGUUAAAAUGAGUUAAAAAGAUUCUCUAGAUGAUAUCAAAAAAGCAUUUAAUCUUUUUAAAGAUAGUAACAAUCAAAAAGUAUAUUAAUGAAUAUUCAUUUAGAAAAUAAUCACAUUUGAUUCAUUAAAGAAAGUAAUCUAAGAUUUAGAUGAGGAUAUGACUGAUUAAUAAAUUUUAUAAUUGUUAAAAGGAGCCCAAUCAAAUACAAAUGAAUUGAAAGAGAUGGAUAAAGAUGGUAAAAAGGAGAAGAAAUAACCUGAAGAUGAAUAUAAGAUAGAAGUUUCAGAAGAUCAAUUUAUUAAAAUAUUAACAAGAGAUCUUAAUGAUGAUAAAAAGAAAUUAUGA